AUGGACUUGCAUCUGGAGAAGGGCGCCGUGCCGCCCAGAGGCCGGAGGCUCCGGUUCGUGCUGCUCGCAGCAGCUUCUUUCUUCCUCCUCUCGUUUGUUGCCAUUUUUGCGCUGGGCGACUUUCAGUUGGCCGCGCUUGGCUUUCAACAGGCCGAUGACACGCCGGUCGAGGAGGAAAAGGUGGAGCGGCCUCUGUUCACGGCCAAGACGCGCAACGUCCCUACCGGCGACAAGUACCUGAUUGGUGUUGGCAAGGCUGACAUUACGGGUCCCGUUGUGGAGAUCAACUUUGCUGGAUAUGCCGACAGCUCGCAGGUCGGCACGGGGCUGCGGCAACGCAUCUACGCCAGGUCCUUUAUCGUUGCCGAUGUCGCCAACCCCAACGACCGCUUCGUGUACAUCGUGGUUGACACGUCUGCAGGUGACACUGCCAUGCGAUAUGGUGUGCUCGAGGGCCUCAAGGCACUGGGCUCAGAGUACGACGUCUACGGCUCUUCCAACGUGGCACUGACUGGCACGCACAGCCACAGUGGACCGGGCGGCUGGUUCAACUACCUUUUGCCCCAGAUCACCAGUCUUGGUUUUAGCAAGGAGAGCCUACAGGCUAUUGUGGACGGCACGGUGCUUUCGAUCAAGAGGGCGCACGAGUCGCUGGCUCCGGGCUACUUGGAUGUCGGGACCACCAAGAUCCAAGAUGGCAACGCACAGCGCAGUCUGUGGGCCUACUUGGCGAAUCCCGAGGAAGAGAGGCAACAGUACGGCGACGAGACUACCGACAAGACCAUGACUCUGCUUCGGUUCCAGAGGGAGUCGGACCUCAAGAACAUUGGCGUCCUCACCUGGUAUCCCGUGCACGGCACCGCCAUGCUGCAGAACAACACGCACGUGUCGGGCGACAACAAGGGCGUUUCUGCCGUCAUGUUCGAGAAGGCCAUGCGCGACCAGAGCACAGCGGCUCCGGGCUUCGUCGCCGGCUUCAGCCAGUCCAACGUCGGUGACACCACGCCCAACACGCUGGGGGCGUGGUGCGACGACGGAUCGGGUGAUCAGUGCAAGUUGGAAGACAGCACGUGCGCCGAUGGAAAGUCACAAUCCUGCCGUGGUCGUGGCCCCCUUUUUGACAAGCUCGACUUGGGAGUGUCGAGCUGCUACGAGAUUGGAAGGCGCCAGUACGCCGGUGCCAGGUCUCUCUAUGACAACUUUGACUCGACCUCUACCCCUAUCGUCGGCAAGAGUGUCAAGUCGUUCCACUUCUUCAACGACAUGUCGUUUUUCAAGUUCACCAAGUCGGAUGGCACCGAAGGCCUGGCCUGCCCAGCAUCUCUCGGCUACUCGUUUGCAGCAGGUACCACAGACGGACCCGGUGCGUUCGAUUUCACGCAAGGCGACUCGGGAGAGCCGAGUGCCAACCCUAUCUGGCGUGUGGUGUCUGGGCUGCUGAGGACUCCGACCAAGGAGCAGGCAGCCUGCCAACAGCCCAAGCCUGUGCUUCUCGACGUUGGUGAGCUGAGCGUCCCGUACGCGUGGUCUCCCAACAUUGUGGAUAUCCAGAUGCUGCGGGUCGGACAGUUCGUGAUCAUCGUCUCGCCAGGUGAAGCUACAACGAUGGCUGGUCGGCGCUGGCGUGCUGCAGUCAAAAAGGCAGCAACGGAGCAGGGAUUGACGCCCGCCGAGCCGAUUGUGGUGCUGGGCGGCCCCGCCAACACGUAUGCACACUACAUUACAACCAUUGAGGAGUACGGUCGGCAACGAUACGAGGGGGCCAGCACUCUGUAUGGCCCCAACACCCUCGAGGCCUACGUCAACCUGACGGUCAGCAACAUGGGCUACCUGGCUCCUGGCUCGACGAGCCAGCCCCCGCCAGGCCCGCCGGCUCCCGACUACCGCAAGAACUCGCUCAGCUUCAUCACCGGUGUCGUCCAGGACGCGCCGCCGCUGGGCAGGUCAUAUGGACAGUGCCUCACGCAGCCGAGCGGAUCGUUCAGCCGGGGCGCCGUGGUCAAGGCCACGUUCCAGGGGGCGAACCCCCGCAACAACCUGCGGCUGGAGGGGACAUUCGUGGCGGUUGAGAAGCUGGCGAGCGACGGCAGCACGUGGACGACGGUGCGUGACGACUCGGACUGGUCGCUCGUGUACACGUGGAGGAGGACCAACUGGCUGUUGGGCUACUCGGAGGUGGACGUGGCCUGGGAGACGGAGGCGGACGCGGAGGCGGGUACGUACAGGUUCAGGUACAAUGGCGACUCGAAGGCUCUGGUCGGCGGGGCCAUUAGGGACUUUACGGGAACGAGCGACAGCUUUCAGAUCGGUUGAGGAUGCCGAGGGCGAGGGGACUUUUUUUUGAAGUGCCCGUGGCGGUAAUAUUAUUAAUCUCUUAUUACAGCAGUGACAAGCUAGCACAUAGUCACAACGUCUUGCAUAUACAGAUCACAAGCAUACAACAGAACUCGAUGCUGGUGACUGCUCCAGUUCUAGUUCUAAAUCUAAAGCUGCAGAGUAUACGAAGCACUUGUCGGUGUUGGGGUUGGGGUCAAACUUAGGCUAAAGUCGGGAUACGCAGUAGCGAGGCUUGCAAAGGUGCGGGGGUGUUUGGAGAAGGUCUGCGAGGGUAUGAGAUGACUGGUGGAAUCUGGGGGCCGAAGACGACGGGCGAGGAGAAGAUUUGCGCAUGCAUAGUGGUAAAUGUUGGGGGAAUUGGGCGACGUAUAGUGGGAAUAUGCAUGGUUGUGAACGGACCAAGUAUACCCAGUCAUCUGGUCUAGUAUAAAUCUCGAAGAGGCUGUAAGU
Messenger RNA from Pyricularia oryzae 70-15, 2787 nucleotides. RefSeq names its product neutral ceramidase. Gene Ontology annotation, biological process: ceramide catabolic process; sphingosine biosynthetic process; long-chain fatty acid biosynthetic process. Gene Ontology annotation, cellular component: extracellular region. The transcript has 3 exons. The record is from RefSeq and is a predicted model, not a curated record. NCBI's taxonomy places the organism in Eukaryota, Fungi, Ascomycota, Sordariomycetes, Magnaporthales, Pyriculariaceae. Gene Ontology annotation, molecular function: N-acylsphingosine amidohydrolase activity. The coding region runs from base 1 to 2313 and encodes 770 amino acids.